AUGCCUCUAUCCUCACCCGCCACGAACGGGUUUGCGCCCAAGUAUCGUAGCGAGAUUCAGCAGAUGAUGUAUGUUGCUGGCGAGACCCAAGACGUCUCGCUAGAGACUUUGAUCCUCGUGGAACAGAUCGUACAAGACCAAGUCAGACAUAUCUUAUCCACUGCCAGUGAUCUCGCCGCAUGCGCCGGCAAGAAGACCGUCUCUCUGAAUCACAUCAUCUUCCAAGUCCGCCACGACGAACCAAGGGUCCAGCGCAUCAAGUCCCUGUUGCGAUGGCGAGCCGUCCGCCUGGAAGCUAAAAAGCGUAAUCAGGAUAUGCAGGAUGGUGUGGAAAUAGACGAUCCCAACGAAAUGUCAGACGAGCUGCUCGAAAAUCCUAUGGUUGAGGAGGUUGCCGCUAAGAGAACGGAACCUGCCGCAGGCACAUUGCCUUGGGACGUCGAGUCGUACUACUCGAUCAUUCCACCGGGCGGCGACACGAACGAGAAGCUGCUCAACGAUCCCGGCGAGGACAGCCUGCAAAGGCUUCGCUGGGCGGAUGAAGUCACCAAAGCAAUGACCAGCGAGGAAUACGCCGUGUACUCUGAAUACCGACACGCAUCUUUCACGACGAGAAAGCCAAAGCGUUUCCGCGAGUGGGCAGGUGUUGGUGUUGUGGCCGAUAUUGUCAGGAGAGAGGACUCUCUGGAAAUCCUUGGUUUCAUAGCUGCUGAGAUGGUGAAGCGCCUCACAGAUAUCGCACUGACGAUACAGGCACAAGACUUAGCGGCGCACAGAGCCCAAGUUAGUCUUCCUUCGAUGAAUUCAGGACACAGGAAGUGCCGAUUAUUCGUUACCAAAGAUCUGAAGAGAGAGCCGAUCAAUGUUGGACAUGUUCGAAGAGCUUUUCGUGAGACACAGGCGAAUCCCAAGAAGAAACGGGUACAGCUGAACCCAGUCACAGGACCCAGGCGCUUAGAGUUGAUCUAG
This is a messenger RNA of Fusarium coffeatum, 969 nucleotides long. RefSeq lists its product as uncharacterized. The coding region runs from base 1 to 969 and encodes 322 amino acids. Lineage: Eukaryota; Fungi; Ascomycota; Sordariomycetes; Hypocreales; Nectriaceae. Gene Ontology annotation, molecular function: protein heterodimerization activity; transcription coregulator activity. Gene Ontology annotation, biological process: transcription by RNA polymerase II. Gene Ontology annotation, cellular component: SAGA complex. The record is from RefSeq and is a predicted model, not a curated record. The transcript is spliced from 3 exons.